Messenger RNA from Wickerhamiella sorbophila, 774 nucleotides. Its product is annotated as 54S ribosomal protein L9, mitochondrial. The record is from RefSeq and is a predicted model, not a curated record. The transcript has a single exon. NCBI's taxonomy places the organism in Eukaryota, Fungi, Ascomycota, Dipodascomycetes, Dipodascales, Trichomonascaceae. Gene Ontology annotation, molecular function: structural constituent of ribosome. Gene Ontology annotation, biological process: translation. The coding region runs from base 1 to 774 and encodes 257 amino acids. Gene Ontology annotation, cellular component: mitochondrial large ribosomal subunit; ribosome.
AUGCGAGUUUUCAAAAGGUUCAUGGCCCAACUGACGGCCAAGUCGGUGGUCAACACUUACCAAAGUGAGGCGCCGGCUCUUUUCGAGUCUGCUGCUGCGGCCCAUGCCCGCCGCCGUCUGCGGAACCGGGUCGGCCUGCUGGCCUACAAAAGAGGCAUGGUUCCAUACUACCUGCCAGACGGCACGCAUUUUGCCUGCACAGUGCUCGAGGUUGAUCGCUGUCAGGUCACGGACGUGAAAACCGCAGACAAGCACGGCUAUUUUGCCGUCCAGCUGGGCAUUGGUUCGCGCAAAGUGAAAAAUACCACCCGCCCUAUGCUGGGACACUUUGCCCGAAGUGAAGUGGCUCCCAAGCGCCAUCUGGUCGAGUUCCAGGUCCGCGAUGAGUCUGGGCUUCUUCCGCUCGGCUCUGAGCUCAAGGCAGACCAUCUGAUCCCGGGCCAGUUCGUCGACGUCAAGUCCCGCACCAAAGGUAAAGGGUUCCAGGGUGUCAUGAAGCGCUGGGGCUUUGGCGGUAUGUCUGCCAGUCACGGUACGUCCGGUGUUCACCGUUCUGCCGGUUCCACAGGUCAGAACACGGACCCUGCCCGCGUGUUCCCCGGCAAGAAGAUGGCAGGCCGCAUGGGCUACGACUUCCGCACUGUUCAGAACCUCCAGAUUCUCGAGGUCGACGCUGACAACGGCCUCAUUCUUGUCCGCGGCUCGAUCGGUGGCGCAGAUGGUCGAUUGGUCAAGAUCACAGACGCUGUCAAGAAGCCGCUACCAAAGGCAUAA